Messenger RNA from Olea europaea var. sylvestris, 4470 nucleotides. Its product is annotated as probable serine/threonine protein kinase IREH1. Gene Ontology annotation, biological process: intracellular signal transduction; peptidyl-serine phosphorylation. NCBI's taxonomy places the organism in Eukaryota, Viridiplantae, Streptophyta, Magnoliopsida, Lamiales, Oleaceae. The transcript has 18 exons. The coding region runs from base 231 to 4109 and encodes 1292 amino acids. The record is from RefSeq and is a predicted model, not a curated record. Gene Ontology annotation, molecular function: ATP binding; protein serine/threonine kinase activity.
UCCAAACCGUUCAACUCGCACCUCCACUUUUGUAUUUUCUCACAAAAAACACGCAAAAAACUCGCGAAAUAGCAUAAAAAAUACUCUUCAUUUCCAUCUGAAUCCAUCUAUUCAAGCUACUCUUACUAGUACGAAUUCAGUGGCAGCAAUUUUGAUUUUGAUGUUUGGUCUGUAAAACUAUGCUCUGGAUCUCAGAAAAGGGAAGGAGGAAAGGAUAAAGAGCAAUAAAAAUGGUGUUUAAGGGGAGAUUUUUUGCUUCUAAAAAGUCAGAUGCUUCUAGCCCAGAUGGAUCCUCCAACAGUCCUCGAUCUUUUGGGUCUAACUCCAAUUCCCCGAUCCGAUCCGAUAAGAAGAAGCCUAAGUCAUCUUCGCCAUCCAUUUCCAAAGACAAAUCCCCAAGCACCCCAACCACCAGCUUCAGCAAAAAUCAAAUUAAAAAAAAGGACUUUAAAGUGAAAGAUGCACAGAAUUUGAGUAAUCACAGUUCUGGAAUCUCAUCUUCAUUUGCUCCUUCCAAGUUGAAAAAACCAGAAGAAGCUCUGGGGCCGAGGCCCACCUCUGUGUCUGUGUCGCCGAUAGUUGCAUCGUCGCUGGGGUUGAACAAGAUAAAGACACGAUCGGGGCCAUUGCCGCAGGAGAGUUUCUUUAGUUUUAAUAGUAGAGAAAAGGGGGUUCCUUUAGGUUCCAGUAAAUUGUCAAAGCCAUGUGGCCCUGGUGGUGUUGUUGGUGGCGGUAGUGUUAGUGAUGGGGUUUUUGGCGGGAAGAAGGAGAAAUCAUUGGUGGAGAAUGCUGAUAAUGGGAGCAAGGAUACUCUGUCAAAUGAGAACAGGCAGCCAUGGGACCGGAGCCCAAAUGUAGUCAAGGCUCAGGCCAGGUCACGGCUCCAAAAUGGGGAAUCAUCUUCUGGAGCUACUAGGCGUUUUGAUUCAUCAUGGCGUCAUUCUGGAGAACUUAGGAGUUUGAAUAUACAUACUCCAGAAAUGAAGACAUCAUAUGAAUGUGACAACCCGAAGGAGUCUGAAUCUCCCCGCUUUCAAGCUAUCCUUCGAGUUACCAGUGCUCCUAGGAAGAGGUUUCCUGGUGAUAUCAAAAGUUUCUCUCAUGAAUUGAAUUCCAAAGGUGUACGGCCUUACCCAUUUUGGAAGCCUCGAGGUUCAAAUAAUUUGGAGGAGGUUUUGACUAUGAUAAGGACAAAAUUUGACAAAGCAAAGGAAGAAGUGGAUUCAGAUCUGCAUAUUUUUGCUGCAGAUCUGGUUGGAACUCUGGAAAAAAAUGCAGAAAGCCAUCCAGAAUGGCAGGAAACUUUAGAGGACUUACUGGUUUUGGCUCGGAGCUGUGUCAUGAUGUCUCCUGGAGAAUUUUGGCUUCAGUGUGAAGGCAUAGUUCAAGAUUUGGAUGAUAGGCGUCAGGAACUUCCUAUGGGCAUGUUAAAGAAGCUUCAUACUCGAAUGCUUUUUAUACUCACUAGGUGCACAAGAUUGUUGCAGUUCCACAAGGAAAGUGGGUUGGCUGAAGAUGAACCUGUUUUUCAGCUCCGGCAGUCACUUCAGCCUGCAGAAAAAUGUGUUAGCACAGGGAAGGAUGGGAAGAUUUCUACUGAUGCAAAAUCCUCCCACGUUCACCCCACAAGGAAAUCUUAUAGUCAAGAGCAACAUGUUGAAACCACAAAGAACUUGGAUCCUUCUAUCAGUAGGAAUCGGAUGGCUUCGUGGAAGAAAUUUCCAUCUCCUACUGGAAAGGUACCCAAAGAUGAUAUCGUUGCUUCAGUUAAGGAGGAACGGAAUGAUAAUAUUGUGGCUUCAGUUAAGGAGGAACAGAAUGAUCAUAUCGUGGAAGCUUCAAAAAUAUUAAGCAACACAAGAGUAUUGCAUGAUGUUGAUCUCGCUACUUCUAAAGCUUUUGAAUCUCCUGCAAAAGAUUCUCAUAUACAGCAUUCAAUGCCCUCCAAGCACCAACGUAAAGUCUCAAGAGGAAACUGGGGUGAUCAACCAAGUGUUUUUGAUGAAAGUUCAAUGAUCUGUCGCAUUUGCGAGGAGGAGGUUCCCACUUUACACGUGGAAGACCACUCUAGAAUUUGUGCAAUCGCCGAUCGAUGUGAUAAGAAGGGUCUGAGUGUCAAUGAGCGCCUAGUAAGAAUAGCUGAAACUCUUGAGAAGCUGAUGGAGUCGCAUUCGAAGGACUUCCAACAUAUUGGGAGUCCAGGUGGUGCCAAAGUAUCAAAUUCGAGUAUGAUCGAAGAAUCUGAUCUUCCUUCUCCAAAACUCAGUGACUGGUCUCACAGAGGCUCAGAAGACAUGCUAGAUUGUUUUCCGGAAGCAGAUAAUUCUGUCUUCAUGGAAGAUAUGAAGGGUUUACCUUCCAUGUCGUGUAAAACUCGCUUUGGUCCAAAGUCUGAUCAAGGAAUGACGACAUCAUCAGCUGGCAGCAUGACUCCUAGGUCACCUUUGAUGACGCCGCAGAUGAGCCAGAUAGACUUGCUUUUGUCAGCGAAAGGUGCUUACUCUGAACAUGGCGAUCUUCCUCAGAUGAAUGAACUUGCUGAUAUUGCUCGAUGUGUAGCUAGUACCCUCCUGGAUCAUGAUAACUCUGUGUCGUAUCUGCUUUCUUGCCUUGAAGACUUGAAAGUUGUUACAGACCGCAGAAAAUUUGAUGCUCUCACAGUGGAAACUUUUGGAGCACGAAUAGAAAAAUUGAUCAGAGAAAAAUAUUUACAACUAUGUGAAUUAGUAGUCGACGACAAGGUUGACAUCACAAGCACUGUAAUUGAUGAAGAUGCUCCUUUAGAAGAUGAUGUUGUACGCAGCUUGCGAACUAGCCCGGUACAUCCCACCAAAGACCGGACCUCGAUAGAUGACUUUGAGAUUAUAAAGCCAAUUAGUCGUGGGGCAUUUGGCCGGGUUUUCCUGGCAAAGAAGAGAACUACAGGGGAUCUGUUUGCAAUCAAGGUGCUCAAAAAGGCAGAUAUGAUCCGUAAGAAUGCAGUUGAAAGUAUUUUGGCCGAAAGGGAUAUAUUGAUCUCAGUUCGCAAUCCUUUUGUGGUUCGCUUCUUCUAUUCAUUCACUUGUCGUGAAAACUUGUAUCUUGUGAUGGAGUACUUGAAUGGUGGAGAUCUUUAUUCAUUGUUGAGAAAUCUAGGUUGUUUAGAUGAAGAUAUUGCUCGUGUCUAUAUAGCUGAAGUUGUGCUUGCUCUGGAAUAUUUGCAUUCUCUGCGCGUGGUUCAUCGUGAUCUGAAGCCUGAUAAUUUGUUGAUUGCACACGAUGGUCAUAUCAAGUUGACAGAUUUUGGGCUAUCUAAAGUUGGUUUAAUCAACAGCACUGAUGAUUUAUCGGCUCCAGCUGUCAAUGAAACAUCCCUAAUGGAAGAUGAUGAGCAACAAUUGUCUGCAUCUGAGCAUCAACGGGAAAGGCGUAAGAAACGCUCUGCUGUUGGUACACCAGACUAUUUGGCACCCGAGAUUCUUCUAGGAACUGGGCAUGGCUUUACUGCUGAUUGGUGGUCUGUGGGUAUUAUUCUAUUUGAGCUGAUUGUUGGCAUUCCGCCGUUCAAUGCAGAGCAUCCUCAGAAAAUUUUUGAUAAUAUUCUCAACCGCAAUGUUCCUUGGCCUCGGGUCUCUGAAGAAAUGAGCCAUGAAGCACACGACCUGAUUGAUCAAUUACUGACUGAAGAUCCUAACCAGAGACUUGGAGCUAGAGGAGCCUCAGAGGUGAAGCAGCAUCCGUUUUUCAGAGAUAUUAACUGGGAUACGCUUGCUAGACAAAAGGCUGCAUUCAUCCCUGCCUCGGAGAGUCCACUAGAUACAAGUUACUUCACAUGCCGUUUCUCUUGGAAUACUGCGGAAGAACAAGUGUAUGCAGUUAGUGAAUUUGAAGAUUCUAGUGACAAUGGUAGCAUAAGUGGUAGCAGCAGUUGCCUAAGCAAUCGACAUGAUGAACUGGAUGACAUACACGGAGAUGAAUAUGGCGGUUUUUCGGAAUUUGACUCAAGCUCUGCCAUCAAUUAUUCCUUUAGCAAUUUUUCGUUUAAGAAUCUCUCCCAGCUUGCAUCAAUCAAUUACGAUUUGCUUACAAAGGGUUGGAAAGACGAUUCACCAACAAAUUCAAAUGCAUAAUUACGGUACUUCUGGCAAAUGUGAACACAAUGAGGAGCCAGAUGUCAUCCUGUUUGUAUACCACCCUGUAAAUAUAUAGAAGCUAGCGGGGAUGUGUUUUUGCUGUAAAGGCUUCUACCGUAUGGCUUGAGUCUUGUCAUUUGGUCUGACGAUGUCUGGAUUCUUUUGUACGCGAACCUUGAGUUGAUGGUCUUCGGCCAUGAUGUCGUACUUGUGUUUAUCCCGAACUGUAAUGAGAACGCAUCCCCCUUUUUGAUCUAUAUUUCGAUUAUGUUUGAUUUCCUUGCUGUGUUUCAACUACUCUGUAAAAUUCGUGGCAAGGAAAAAAGAAGCUGAAAUCAGAUUUGUGUUCUUCACGUUA